Messenger RNA from Penicillium macrosclerotiorum, 2028 nucleotides. RefSeq names its product developmental regulator FlbA (gene flbA). Gene Ontology annotation, biological process: intracellular signal transduction. The coding region runs from base 1 to 2028 and encodes 675 amino acids. The record is from RefSeq and is a predicted model, not a curated record. NCBI's taxonomy places the organism in Eukaryota, Fungi, Ascomycota, Eurotiomycetes, Eurotiales, Aspergillaceae. The transcript is spliced from 5 exons.
AUGCCAACCCUACCCCUCACCCUCCACCUCUUCACCCUCGACUAUAACCGCACGCCCUCGCGCGCCCUCCGCUGUCACCCCCCUGCGACGGAUCCGCCCGCGACCACUGCCACUACCACCUUCUCGGGAUCUGUUGUCGGCUCUAUUUCCCGCCGCAAUCGUCGCUCGUUUGCUGCAUUGGCCCAAAAGACCUCCAGCGCCUUGGCGAGCCUGUCGACACUGUCCACCAUCACCAACUCUUCUACUGGCGGGAACCUCUACAACCCGGCUACCUUGCGCUCCUCCGCCUCGUCCGGCAGUCUGUCUAAGCUCGCCCGAUUGAGUACGACCGCCACUCCGUUGACCCCGCCAUCCGACGGCGAUCUCUCUGAACAAUUGCCAGAGUUCGUGCGCUCCGCCUCGCCGGAACCAAACACCCUGCAAAAGCGUCGUCUGACGCUCCAGCGCGUCCCGACCCCUCCGCACGACUUCCGCCUCUCGGGCACCGCGCCCUUUGCGCCUGCCACCAUGCAUCAGACUUCGUCGCGGUUGUUGCGCAUGACCGAAGAUGAGCGCCCAUUCACUAAGGACUUCAUGGACUUGUUCUCCACUUUGAUGGUGAGCUUGAAAUUGGACUCCCAUCGGGUCCGCUUCACUCGGUAUGACCACACUUUUACCUCGGAGGAGGCAAUCAACAACCUGGGAUCCCUCAAAUUUUCCCAAUCAAACCGCAUGCCUGACCCCAAGGACCCCUCGCGCAUCGUCACCACAACCACUACGACCACCUUCUCCAUGGCCAAGGAGAUGGCCCGCUCGGUCUGCCAGCGAUUCGUCGAUGCUCGCUUCAUCGAGCCCGUGGAUGGCAAGGCCUUGCCCAUUUUCCCGCUCAAGGGCGCGCUCUUCCAACUGACCCCGAAGGGCAUUAACAUUCUGCAACGUUUCUGCCAGCGGAAUGGCAUCACAGCGCGUCACGUGAUGGAUGUAUUGGAGUCACCGCGCAAUACCAUGCAAUUGGUCAACCUCGAGCGCGACACUGACACCGAUAAGCUGUCGCAUGACCGGGCGACCAUCGAGGUUAUCUUCCGCCGUUUUGCUGGGCAGGAUGGCCCCAAUAUCAAGAGCAGCAUCUCUACCUCUGAUUCCGACUCGUUAAGCGACUACUCCAACGGCAUCGUCGGAGUGAAGAUGGCACGCGAGCGGAAAUUGCAGGAUGGCAAGAUCUACACCAACACCUUCACAGGUAAAGGUGCAGUGGAUUGGUUGAUGGACUGCUCGACCACCAUUGAGCGCCGGGAAACGUGUUUGAUUGCCGAGCUGUUCCUCAAGUACGGCCUGAUCACCAUGAUUCAAGAUGAUAAGACGUUCCCGGACUCCAAUGCUGUCUUCCAGCCGUCCAAGUACUCCAUCUAUUGUAUCACUGAGCGAGGCCAGCGCGUGUGUGGCUGGAUUGCCCGCGACAAGACCCGUGACAACAAUACGGCUAACUACGACAACCGUGGCAUGCCCCGCGAUUCAAACAAUGCGCGUCUGUCACACAUCCUCCAAGACCCUGCUCUUCGUUUACUGUUUCGCGAGUUCCUGCGCUACUCCUUGUGCGAAGAAAAUCUGUCCUUCUACCUCGAUGUCUCGGAGUUCACUGCCAACUACCACAAGGCCGAGAAGACAGGCACCUUUAACAAGGUCGACUCGGUCCGAGAGACCUUGGCUGCUGCAUAUGGUUUGUACAACGCGUUCCUGGCUCCUGGUUCGCCCUGUGAAUUGAACAUCGACCAUGCUUUGCGCAACAGCUUGGCCAGCCGAAUGACCAAGGCUGUGGGAGAUGAUGAGUCCAUGUUUAAGAGUCUCCAGGAGGUGGUGCACCUCUUCGAGCUUGCGCAGACCUCCGUGUUCAAGCUGAUGUCAAGUGACUCCGUUCCGAAAUUUCUCCGUGACCCCAAGUAUUCCGUCGUCCUGCAGGAACACGACGUUGACAUCUUCGGUGGCUCUCGCUCCUACUCCCCGACCCCGGGUGGCCCGGAACGCAGCAUGAGCCGUUCAGCCCGGUCAUGA